CCCUGUGAAAACGAAAAAAAAAAAGGUUGGCUGGAGAGGAGGUUAAAUCACGGAAAAGAUAUGUGCUGUUGGUUAAUCUGGUGAGGGGGAUCAAGAGGAAAGAGAGUGAGCAGCUGCUGAAAUUUUCUGUUCACUUUUUUUUGGUUCCCUGUGCUGUAGAGAUAUGGAGUCAGCCAUUAAGACCGUCGUGACGACGUUUCUCAGUUCUGCCAGAGGGAAGGAGAACCUUGAUUCUAAAUCUUUCCAGAAGCUGGUCCAGAAACAGCUCGGUGGUGUCAUGGAGGACACCAACAGUAGUUCCGCCGUUAAGGAGAUGCAGCAGGGCCUGGACCAGAACAGUGACGGAAAAGUCAGCUUCCAGGAAUACCUCACUCUGAUUGGCUACAUUGCCAACAGCCUCAGUCAGAGCAAAACCGAAUCCAAAGCAAAUGCAUCAUGAAGAAGAGGCCUGCAUGAAACUAAAACACACCUUCCUCCUACUUAAACUGAAACAUUCCAACUAGCAUAUAAAAUGUCUUUCUAUCUUGGAUAUCUGUAAUAUUUUACUGAACGGCAUUUUUUUUUCUAAACCUUUGCUUAAUUUUAUUUUAUUUUUUUUAAUCCAAACAGUCCCGCACACAAAAGUUCUUGGUUGGUCUUUUUAUAAAAACUUUAAAUAGAAACAUGGUUUGCAAAUAAAAGCUUUGUAUCAAAACUGACGUUUAUGGUAACUUUUUAAUUGCUGCUUUUGUGUGUGUUUUUUUUUUUUAAUCUUGGCAAACAUUAAUAUUUUAAAUACUUUUUUUACACCUACUACCUUUUCUUUGAGUCCAUUUGAAGUUAGAGGCUAAAAUUGCAUCACUUAAUAAUUGAUACAACAAUACAGAAAAUAUUUGAUUAAUACAUAAAAGACUCAACAAAAUGCAUAAUAAAUAAUUUCAAAAAUAAAAGGAAGAACUCAGUUCUCUGUAGUACAAACCUGAUGUAUUUAUACCAUUUUCAGCUUAGCUGAAUCACUGGGUUUUACUCAUACACAUAAAGUGUUCAUUUAUUUUGAUACAAUGCUACUCAGAAA
Messenger RNA from Cyprinodon tularosa, 1054 nucleotides. RefSeq lists its product as uncharacterized. The transcript is spliced from 3 exons. Gene Ontology annotation, molecular function: calcium ion binding. Gene Ontology annotation, cellular component: perinuclear region of cytoplasm. Lineage: Eukaryota; Metazoa; Chordata; Actinopteri; Cyprinodontiformes; Cyprinodontidae. The record is from RefSeq and is a predicted model, not a curated record. The coding region runs from base 164 to 439 and encodes 91 amino acids.